AUGCCCACAGCCCACAGUUCCAUUAACCGUUAUGAACUGCCUCUGUUGGAUCAAGGAAUUGGAACAGCUGUUUCCUGCCUUAACCGUUAUGACUUGCCACUACUGGAUCAAGGACUUGGAACAGGUCUUGGGGCACUUUCUCCUUCCCUUUCUCCCCAUACAAGCCUGCCACCUGCUCGUGGACUGGGAGGAAUUCCUCAAGUGAAUUAUGGCCAUCCAUUGCACAGCUCUGUUUCUCAAUUUUUAGACACUAUGAAUCUACAGUCAUCAUUCCCCAGCCAGUCCCAUUAUAAAACAGUUCCCAGCUCAUUCCCAUUUGACUCUGCACCACGAUCAUCAGCAGAACAACCAACAUGCUAUAGUUCAGGUCGAUAUGCCACUUCAUCACACAGUGGAGUUCCUGCACACAGUAAAUCCAUUUUUAGUCAGGAUUUCCAUUCUAGCAAGGAUCUUGCCAGCAGUCUUACCCCAUCACCUAUGUCCCCAAAUCCUCAUGUUUCCGAAACAAGCAAUAAGGGCUGGAGCUUGUCCAAUUUUGUUCCAACUUCAUCGAACCCCUUUGCAAAUUUAACCAAUGAGCUGUCUGGGCCUGGUAAUUAUGCACCUGCCUCGCCUAGCCCCCAGCAACACAUUCCUCCCCCGGCUCACAGCACUAACCGAGCCAUCAGCAGUCUCUCCCAGAGAAGUCCUUACCAGCCUGAUCCCAUCUACUGUUCAACCUCGCUGUCAAGCAGCAAGUCGGUGCCAUCACCACAGCUGCCACCUGUCUACAGCCGCACGUCACAAUCAGCGAAGCCGGCCCAUUCGCCACAGUUGCCUUCACCAUACAAUAUGUCCAACAUCAACCAUGAGCAACAACAACAACAACCACAACAACAACAACCGCAACAACAACAACAACCUACUACACCUCUUUCUCAACCACCAACACCUCGACCAUCAAACUACUCCUCCCCGCAAGAUCUGGAGAGCAUUUCUGGCUCCCAGUCUCCACUAUAUGAUCCUUACAGCUGUAUUAGCACCAAAAAUUACUCUGUCACUUCUACUGCACCUACUUAUAGUUCUGUGUCUCAUAUGACAUCAGACAUGGGCUAUGAUCCUGUGAGUCCGACUCAGCCCCUCUCUGAAGCACCUCCACAAAGCCAGCAUCAACAGCAGGGUGAGUCAUUUUGUACAGUCUCUUUGCAAGACUUGGCUUCUAUUGGAUCUAGUCAGGACCGAAUGCAGAAUAUAAAGAACCGAGAUAGUGUGCUGUUGCAAGAGACUUCGCAUAUCAUGCUGCACAGUACUACCAACAAGGGAGUGUCACAGUCUUUGAAUGAUCUUCAGCAGACUGUCCAGAAUAUUCAGGGCAUAACCUCUCGACCUCAGGCCAUCCAGUCUGCUCACAAUAUGCACAACGGUCAGCUCUCACAGAGCGUUCAAAGUCCCAUGCAACAGUCCCCAAUUAGCGUGGGGAGUCCGCAGGCUCCAAUAUCUCUUGGCAGUCCGCAGACUCCUCUUCCCAGCUCCACUGUUGUGCAAGCACCUCCUCCAGUCCAAGCUGUGGCAGAUUCAACCACCAAACCCAAACGGGGUGGACGUGGACGUAAGAAAAAAGACAUUCUCUAUGACAAAGCUCUUGAGCUUGGACAAGAACAUUUAUUCAAUGAUGAACCAAUAAACAUGACUCAAAAUACUGCAAAUGUAUUUCCUAACAUGGCACAAGUAAUGUCACAGCAGUGCCAUGACACUCUUCCUCCCCAACCACUGACAGAAGACACAUUGAGCCCUACGUACCAAGACCAUGUAGAUGACCGACAGCUGAAGGUUCAAAAUGUCAGUCCAGCAAUGGACCCUUCAUCUGUUGGCCGUUUGAACGACCGCCAUCAGGAAUCAUCUCCUACCAGUAUGCAGCAAUUCUCGGUACCAGGAAGCGUUGAAAGUUCCCAACCAAGUUCCGACCCGGUGGCAAACAUGCAUGCCACUUCAGUUGCCGGUAGCAUUGGGAGCCCCCAAGGCGUUCUGUCUGAGGAUAUGCCCAAUACAGCAACACCUAUGUCCGACCCAAUUGAGCGACCAGCUCCUAUUCCAGACCAAUUUUCCGAUAGCCUGACCCCACCAACUCCGACACCAGAGUUGUCAGACAUUCAGAAUUAUGGAAUGAGACGGCUAGCUGACUCUGCUUAUGCAAAUACAAUGGCUCAUAAUACAAUGGUUCAUAAUCAGAUGAACCUGCAACAUCCAGAACAGUUAUGUCCAGAAACAAUGCACAUGAAGCAAGAGCCUUCUCUGCAAAUGCAUCCUUCCUCAUUCAUAAAUUUCUCUCAGGUGUCAGCAUCCAAAGAUUUGGUGCAUGGUUCCAACAGCUUUGAGGAUUUGGCAAUGAGCAAAGAAGAUGGAUCGGAAUUUGAUGAUUUAGUCAAUGUUAAUACUGCUGAUACAAAGCCACAGAUGCUCUCCAAUGAUGAUGAAACACUUGGAGUAGCUGUUGCCACAAUCCAUGCUGAUUUCUCUAUGGCUGACAAGAAGCUAAAAAGAAGUCGUACCAAAGCAGAACAGAAACAGAUGCCGCUAACUGUAACAGCCAUUACUCUCCAAGCUGAAUAUGAUGAGGAGUUUCAGCACUUGCAGAAUAAGGCAAUGCUUGAUGGUGAGCUGCUGAAGAAACCAGAGACUAAAUCUUCAAAAACAGUUGAUGCUUUCCAAGAAAGCUAUAUAAAUUUCUUACAUGGUAAAAAAACGGAGACCCUGUCUAGUUUGAGUUAUUCUAAUAUCACUAGACGCACUCCUCUUACAAAGUAUGACCCAAGACUGUUCACUCCUAGUCAGAACAAUAUGGCACGAGCUGACACAUCUGGAAGUGGGUUCAGGAAGACUCCCAAUUUAACUGAGCUGGAAAGUUCGAAAAUGGAUCCAGUGAACAUGAACCAAUCUUCAACAGCAUUUUCUGAUGAGGAAAACAGUAUUAAUGUGGUUGAAGAUUUGUUUCAAAAUCUUUGUGAUAACUUUGAACCCGACAAUCAGGUGCAUAAACAAUUGGUCCCCGAAGCAGGCAGAAGCCCUCGACGGGGACGAGGCAGUCGUGGAGGCCGGGCACCCCGAGCUAAACGUGGUCGGGGCAGGUACAGGAUAUUUCCUGGUGAAAGAGAAGACCUAGGCUUCUUCGAUAAGGUCUCAUCAGAAAAUGAGGUUGAUAAGACUCUUGCACCUGGGCUACCUUUACGGCAAACCUCUUCUCGUAAAGCAAAAGAAAAAACUCUUACACAAAGGAAACGCAAACAUGAACUUGGUUCUGACUCCGGUAGUGACACAGAUCAUGUUACUGGCAUGUUUCUUGGGCUGAAAAGUGACAGUGCAGACAGUGCAGAAAAUUAUGAUUCUGACAAGGAUCCUGCUUGGACACCAUUUGCCUUGGAAAAAAGGCAAGCUGCAUUUAAUGAAAGUGAAUUUCCAGAUAUAAAACGCAGAGUCCGCAGCCGAGGUCGAGGUAGAGGAAGGAUUGGUAAUAGAACCAUCAGCCGAAGAUCACGAGGUCGAGGACGUAAAAACAAUAACUUUGAAAUUUUGGAACCCUUGCCAGUUGAAGAUGAGAAAAUAGAAGCAAAAGGAAUUGCUGAGGAGGAGCUGGGAGGAGAUGAAGAAAAUUGUGUUCAUAACUUUGAAGAAGGUGAAUUUAUUAUUGAAAAAAAGGAUUUGAAUAACUAUGAUAAAUUUCCAGUUUGGAAGAUUGAAACUGGACGUCUGCAGAAAUAUGAGCUUAUCAAUGAAGAGGACAAAAUUUACCAUAGAGCUGUGCCAACUUAUCGGACAUGGACAACAGCCUGGAGGAAACAGUUCAGUCCUAUUAAAACCAAGUUAAUUUCAAAAGGGUUUAAUACUGAGAUAAUAGAAGUUGAAAGUGAAUUCUGCCCAAAGCCCCCAAGUGAAGAAUGUAAUAUGCCAAGUGGAAGUACAAGUCCACAAGCCAAAUUACAUUCUGAACUAAGUGCAUCUCCCCUGAUGGCCAAGGAAAAAUCUGACAGUGAGAGUGAAGGGGAGGAGGAAGAGGAAGAAGAAGAGGAGGAGGAAGAGGAAGAUGAAGAUGACAAACGGAAUUCCGAUUCUUCUGACAGUGAAUCAGAUUCAGACAUGGAAGAAGCUCCUGUACAUAAUUUUGAGCCAGGAAAGUUUAUAAUUGAGACAAAAGAUUUAUCCAAUUAUGAAAAAGAUGGAAAAAUUCGACACAGAGCUGUUCCAACAUAUUCAAGCUGGAUGCCAACUCUUCGUCAACAAUUCAAACCAAUAAGAGCCAAAUUGAUAUCACAAGGAUUUAAUAAAGAAAUUGUCGAGGUGGAAGAAUUCUUCCGACCCAAACCUCCCAGUGAUGGCAGCUUAGAACGUCAGUAUGAAGAUGAUCCUUUAGUGGAAUCGUUCAAUAUCUACAUGAAGAUUUUCUUGAGUCAAGCCCUGGAACCAGGCUUCUUGAAUGCUAUAACAACCAAUGGUGAUAAUUUUUUUCUCAAGCCACUGCAAACUGUUGACAGUCUGAUAGAUCUAAAAGUUGAUGAAAUUGAGUCCAAAGUUCAAUGGAAGUCAAAAUUCAAAGAAUGCUUGAAGAUGAAGCCUGUACUAAGAGAGCUUGACCGACCAAAUCUGAAGCAAUCCUGUCAGGCAUGUGAAAAUGCUAGUCAACCUGCCAUAAAGUCCAUCCAUUUAUAUGGUCAACCUUAUGACCUGUUUAAUCUAGGAGAACAAACAGUGGAUCCUGGAGAGAAUGCCGCUGUUGCACAGGAAUUUAUGAUAGGCAAGACAGCUGCUAUGUAUGUUGGCUCCUAUCACAGCUUAUACCAUUUUAAGUACCAUCUUUAUGAACGAUGUUUGGCUAAGGUGAAUAUUAUAAAAGAAAGUGGAAAUCAUUUGGAAAAUAGUGAAAUCAUAAACCAUUGUCUUCAGAACAGAGCUUGGGUUCUCAAGCUUUUUGAAGAUUUGAAGACUUUACUUGAAAAACGAUGA
This is a messenger RNA of Acanthosepion pharaonis, 4974 nucleotides long. The record is from the annotation of a GenBank genome assembly. Lineage: Eukaryota; Metazoa; Mollusca; Cephalopoda; Sepiida; Sepiidae.